GAUAAAGCGCAUAUUUGCGCAACAAUAGUAACAGAUGCCCUCGCUCGUUCAGAAUGUGAUCGAGUUUUCGACGAAAAGAACCCACGAGGAGAAUUUCAAUUUCCGCUCCUCCCAAAGGAGCCCACGGAUAACUCCAUAGAGAAAAAUAUUACAUUGCCUAGGAAUUUGCAGUGUGUAUACACGUUUGUCGCGGGACCGAGGCAACGCGUAAAGCUAGAAUUUGAACAUUUUCAUCUCGCUGGUAGCUCCGAAAGCUGCGAGAUUGAAUAUGUAGACAUUUAUUCGGAGCUUGAACGGGUCGAAUCUGAUCUGCUAUCCGCAUCUUUGGGUGGCAGAUAUUGUGGUACCGUAUCACCUCAUGUUAGAAUAAGCCUUCAUCGUGUGCUUGUGCUUGUUUUUCAUUCCCGUGCCAGAGAAGUAGACCGUCAAUUUGGUUUUCGUGGACGAUACUCGUUCAUUCCAGACACAAAAUAUCAAGCUGGGACACCACUUGGCGGCGAGGGUGGAUGCAGUUUUUUAAUAGAGGCUUCUAAGCGUAAGAAAGGCGCUAUUUUCUCUCCUACAUAUCCCGGCACCUAUCCUAAAAAUUUUCACUGCUCAUAUUUGCUCAAAGGAAAAGCCGGUCAGCGUAUUCGUCUGUUCUUUCGCGAUUUUGAUAUUUACUUUGGUGGCGAACAUUGCCCUUACGAUUCUGUUACAAUAUUUGAUGGUCCCACAACCAGUUCACCAAUUAUUAAAAAGGUAAAUGUUGCCUUUGGGGGAGCAGCAGUAUGCGGCCUACAGCAACGGACCGAAAUGUAUUCUGUCGGCACAGAAGCACUCAUUCAUUUCAACACCACUAAUCCAGCCAAAGCUGAUCCACGAGGUUUUGUGGUGGAAUAUGAAUUUUCGAAUAGAUUCGUCGAUGUAGCUCAGCUAUUACAUGGACAGAAAGGUGUAACUCAUAUGCGAGGCACAGAAUGUGACGUUAGAGUGGAGAGUAAUCGAGAAACGACUCACUAUAUCUACUCGCCAAAGGUAAGGUAA
Strongylus vulgaris is the source of this 1026-nucleotide messenger RNA. The record is from the annotation of a GenBank genome assembly. NCBI's taxonomy places the organism in Eukaryota, Metazoa, Nematoda, Chromadorea, Rhabditida, Strongylidae.